AUGGCUCAGACUGCUGAGAUCAGGUGCGCCAUGCCCGUGGACGACAUCCUCGAGGUCGAGAGGAAAGGCGAGAUCAACCAUGACAACAUCCUCUGCAUCGUCGACAGCAUCAACAUCGCAUCUUGGCAAUCGCAACAAUGGCCGGAGGCCGGAGAGCAGCAGCACCACCAGCAGGAGCAGGAAGCCACAGCCGGAGCCGGUCCUCUCCACCUCGUGGUGUUCCCAUGGCUGGCGUUCGGCCACCUCAUCCCGUUCCUCGAGCUCUCUAAGCGGCUGGCGGCGCGGGGCCACGCCGUCACCUUCGUCUCCACGUCGAGGAACGUCUCCAGGCUCCCGCCGCCGCCGGUGCCCGCCGCCCUGUCCGGCCGCGUCCGGACGGUGGCACUGCCGCUGCCGGCCGUGGACGGGCUGCCCGAGGGCGCCGAGUCCACGGCCGACGUGCCGCCUGACAAGGUCGGCCUCCUCAAGACCGCCUUCGACGGCCUCGCCGCGCCCUUCGCGGACUUCCUGGCAGCCGCCUGCGCCGCCGGUGGCAGCCGGAGAGAUGGGGAGGACGCCAUGGCUGCGUUCUCGAGGAGUCCCGACUGGAUCGUCGUCGACUUCGCGCACUACUGGAUCUGCCCCAUCGCUGAGCAACACGAGGUUGCUUGUGCGAUGUUCCAAAUCACCACGGCCACCAUGGCCGCCUACUUCGGGCCGCGUCAGGAGAACGCCGACCACCCGCGUGUCACCGUCGAGGACUUCAUGCCGAUGCCGAGGUGGUUCCCGUCCCCAGCACCAGCAGCUUCCCUCGCCUUCCGCCGACACGAGGCCGCCUGGAUCGCCGCUGGUACCCAGCUCAACGCGUCCGGCGUCGCGGACUCCGAGCGCUUCUGGCGGACCGAGCAGCGGUGCCGCCUCCUGUUCAUACGCAGCUGCCCGGAGGUGGAGCCCAGCCGGGUGUUCCCCCUGCUCGCGGAGCUCUACCGCAAGCCUGUCCUGCCCACCGGCCUCCUGCUGCCGGACGAUCGCCGUGACGGCGACGACGGUGACCAUGGCAACGGUAGCACUCAUGAAGCGGCGGCACGCUCAUCGGGUGCCUUACAGUGGCUCGACGAGCAGCCGUCGGGGAGCGUCCUGUACGUCGCGCUUGGCAGUGAGGCGCCGCUGACGCCGGCGAGCGUGCACGAGCUCGCCCUGGGGCUCGAGCUCUCCGGGGCACGCUUCCUGUGGGCUCUGCGCCUGCCGAGCGGUGGCGCGUCGACGACGAUGUUGCCGCCAUCGCCGCUGCUGCCGGACGGGUUCGAGGCGCACACGCGCGGGCGCGGCGCCGUGUGCACGGGCUGGGUGCCGCAGAUGCGCGUCCUCGCGCACGCGGCCGUGGGCGCGUUCCUGACGCACUGCGGCUGGGGCUCCGUCGUGGAGAGUCUCCAGUUCGGCCACCCGCUUGUCAUGCUCCCGUUCAUCGUCGACCAGGGACUCAUCGCUCGGAUCAUGGCGGAGCGGGGCGUCGGCGUGGAGGUGGCGCGGCGCGACGACGACGGGUCGUUCGGUAGGGACGACGUGGCGGAGGCCGUGAGGCGCGUGAUGGUGGUGGAGGGCGAGGAGGGGAAGAUGCUCGCGCUCAACGCGAGGAAGCUGCUGGAGGAGGUCGUCGGCGAUGAUGCUGGCCGGCAGGGGCGGUACGUCUACGAGCUCGUGAACUGCUUGCAGAGGCAUUGUUUCACCGAGUGA
Miscanthus lutarioriparius is the source of this 1713-nucleotide messenger RNA. The record is from the annotation of a GenBank genome assembly. NCBI's taxonomy places the organism in Eukaryota, Viridiplantae, Streptophyta, Magnoliopsida, Poales, Poaceae.